GUGUGAGAGUAUUGGGAAACUAAAAUCCUAACUCAGAAUUCAAUAAAUAAUAAACUGGCUAUCUUCUUCAAUAAAGAUACUAGAAGAUCUUCUCCACUUCCGGCGCUUUCCUUACUCUCCAACAUCCUUCUUUUUUUUUUUUCUCUUCUCGCAAGUUCAACAAAACAAUCCUUUCUCUUCCUGUUUUACUAUGCAAAGCUUUAAGCCAGCCCUUCCUACGAACCCUGAAAUAUAUUGCUACUCUUCCUUCUUUCUCAGAGGAGUAGAUGAGAGCAGCCGUAACGAGACGCGUUUUGAGGAUCUUGGAGAGCUUGAACAACCUUUUCAGAAUGAUGCUGUUGAUUUAAGCGCAAGCUCCAUGUUCAGUUUAAAAGCCAACAAUGUUGCUAUUGUUACCAAUAACUUCCAGUACAACGCCUUGACCACGAGCAUUGGGUGUGCUACGGAAUUAUUAGCUUCAACUGGGACCGGGGGGUGUUUGGAUACAGGUCAAUUUAUAUACCAGAAGGGGACAACGGUUGGUUCCUCGUUGGGAAACGGCCAUAUUGAGAAUUGGGGUGAGUCAGGCUCAGCCAUGGCCGAUAACAGCCAACAGACUGACACUUCUACAGAUGUUGACACUGAUGAAAAAAACCAGGUUCAUGAAAUUCAGCGUGGAGCACUUGUAGUUGUGGAUUCAAUGGAUCAAUCCAAGGCAAAAACUGGUGACCAAAAGGUGCUGCGUAGGUUGGCUCAGAAUCGGGAAGCUGCAAGAAAGAGUCGACUGAGGAAGAAGGCAUACGUCCAGCAGCUAGAGAGUAGUCGUCUCAGGCUUACACAACUAGAGCAGGAGAUUCAAAGAGCUCGCCAGCAGGGUAUUUUUAUUGCAACUGGAGUUUCAGGGGAGCAAGGCCAUUCUGGGACUGGGAAUGGGUCUUUGGCAUUUGACCUGGACUAUGCACGCUGGCUUGAUGAACAUCAGAGGCUGAUCAAUGACCUAAGAUCAUCUGUAAACUCUCAUAUGGGGGAUAAUGAAUUAUGUCACCACGUUGAUGGUGUUAUAGCACAUUAUGAAGAAGUUUUUCAACUAAAGAGCAUUGGUGCAAAGGCUGAUGUAUUUCACAUGCUAUCUGGCAUGUGGAAAACACCUGCUGAGAGGUGUUUCAUGUGGUUGGGUGGAUUUCGUCCAUCUGAACUUCUCAAGAUAGUUGGCAAUCAUCUAGAACCCUUAGCAGAUCAACAGUUGAUGGGCAUUUGCAAUCUACAGCAGUCCUCCCAGCAGGCUGAAGAUGCCUUAUCCCAAGGAAUGGAAGCUUUGCAACAGUCACUUGUAGACACGCUUUCGACUGCUUCCCUUGGCCCUGCUGGUUCUGGAAAUGUUGCUGAUUACAUGGGGCAAAUGGCAAUUGCAAUGGGCAAGCUUGCCACGCUAGAGAAUUUCCUCUACCAGGCUGAUCUUCUAAGGCAGCAAACACUUCAACAAAUCCAACGAAUUUUGACAACUCAACAAGCAGCACGUGCCCUUCUAGUUAUACACGAUUACACUUCACGCCUUCGAGCUCUCAGCUCUCUAUGGUUGGCUCGUCCUAGGGACUGAUGUUAUCUGUUUCCUCGCAACUCUUCGUUGGGACACUAUUGAGCAUAUAACAGAGUAGUUCAGCUGUUUUACCUUACAUUAAACUCAUUGGAAGUGUGGGGGUCAACAGCAGAGUGAUACUUCAAGUUAAUUCAAGUUAAUUGCUCAAAGAUGGCCCCAAUUUUGUUGUUCCUGUAUUUAUCAAUUGUCUUAGGGGUAAACUACUGCCUCACGGUUCAGAGGAUGUCAUUGUCAGAUCAGAAGAACCCUGUUGCCGUGUGGCAUAAUCCAGGCACGAGGAUGAUAGCUUCGGCAAAUUAUUUAUCGAUACUAACCCUGUAAGAUGGUGCUGAUGCAUGAUAGAUUUUAACAAUAGCAGAACUGUACUAGCGGCUACUGCAGUACAUGUAUUCUGGGUUAUAAUAUUAAAGUAUAUUUCUGGCAAUUGGAAAAUCAGAUGUUGCUAGAGUA
Mangifera indica (mango) is the source of this 2026-nucleotide messenger RNA. Its product is annotated as transcription factor TGA2.3-like. NCBI's taxonomy places the organism in Eukaryota, Viridiplantae, Streptophyta, Magnoliopsida, Sapindales, Anacardiaceae. The record is from RefSeq and is a predicted model, not a curated record. Gene Ontology annotation, molecular function: sequence-specific DNA binding; DNA-binding transcription factor activity. The coding region runs from base 191 to 1576 and encodes 461 amino acids. The transcript has 11 exons. Gene Ontology annotation, biological process: DNA-templated transcription; regulation of DNA-templated transcription.